Pristis pectinata (smalltooth sawfish) is the source of this 3897-nucleotide messenger RNA. Its product is annotated as prelamin-A/C-like. The record is from RefSeq and is a predicted model, not a curated record. NCBI's taxonomy places the organism in Eukaryota, Metazoa, Chordata, Chondrichthyes, Rhinopristiformes, Pristidae. The transcript is spliced from 19 exons. The coding region runs from base 133 to 3390 and encodes 1085 amino acids.
CCGGCCCUUUAAAUGGAGCGACCCAGGGACUGAACGGCACCUUCGCCGGGAUCCCUGCCCGAGCCGCCUCUGUUGCUCACACCCACACACGUCGACAGUCACUACUCACGCCAGGUCCUAGCCCGUGCUAAGAUGCAGACCCCAGGUCAGAAGCGGGUCAGCCGCUCGAACGCCUCCACCCCGCUCAGUCCUACCAAGAUCAGUCGCCUCCAGGAGAAGGAGGACUUGCAGAACCUCAAUGACCGCCUGGCCGUCUACAUCGACAAGGUCCGCUCACUGGAGCUGGAGAAUGCCGGGCUGCGGCUCCGCAUCACCGAGUCCGAGGAGACCACCAGCCGCGAGGUGGUCAACAUCAAGGCCAUGUAUGAGACGGAGCUAGCUGAUGCCAGGAAGACCCUGGACAACGUGGCCAAGGAGAAGGCCCGGCUGCAGUUGGAGUUGGGCAAGCUCAGGGAGGAAUUCAACGAGCUCAAGACCCGGAAUACAAAGAAAGAGUCCGAGCUGGCAGCUGCCCAGGCCCGUAUGAGGGACCUGGAGGCGAUCCUCAACUCCAAGGACGCGGCGCUCUCCACCGCCCUGGGGGAGAAGAGGAAUCUGGAGAACGAGCUGCGGGAGCUGCGGGCGAAGAUCGCCAAGCUGGAGCUGUCCCUCAACGACGUCAAGAAGCAGCUGCACGACGAGAUGCUGAGGAGGGUAGAGUGCGAGAACCGGGCCCAGACCAUCCAGGAGGAGCUGGACUUCCAGAGGAACCUCUACGACGAGGAAAUCCGCGAGACCAAGAGGCGUCACGAGUCGCGCCUGGUGGAGAUCGACUCGGGGAGGCAGCGCGAGUACGAGAGCAAGCUGGCCGAUGCGCUGAACGACCUGAGGUCCCAGCACGAGGAGCAGGUCCGGCUGUACAAGGAGGAGCUGGAGAAGACCUACAACUCCAAGUUGGAGAACGCCAAGUUCUCGGCCGAACGGAACAGCAACCUGAUUGGUGCGGCCCACGAGGAGCUGAGCUCCACCCGUCUCAGGCUGGACACCCUCUCCACCCAGCUGAAGCAGCUGCAGAACCAGAUCGCGGCCAAGGAGGCGAAGAUCCAGGAGCUGGAGGCGGCCCUGCAGCGGGAGCGUGACUCCAGCCGGCGGCUGCUCAGCGACAAGGACCGGGAGAUGGCCGAGAUGCAGCGGCGGAUGCAGAUCCAGCUCGACGAGUACCAGGAGCUGCUGGACGUCAAGCUGGCGCUGGACAUGGAGAUCAACGCCUACCGCAAGAUGCUGGAGGGGGAGGAGGAGAGGCUGAGGCUGUCGCCCAGCCCCCCGCCGCAGGUGUCGGUGUCCCGGACCACCACCAGCCGCUCCGUCCACACCUCCCAGGUCGCUCAGACCAAGAAGCGGCGCCUGGACGAGCUGGAGAGCGAGGCAUCGAGUGGCAGCAAUACCAGCAUCGCGCAGCACGCCACCACCAAGGGCCGGGUCCUGGUGGACGCCAUCGACCUGGACGGCAAGUUCGUCCGGCUGAAGAACAAGGCCAACGAGGACCAGCCCAUGGGGAACUGGCAGGUGAAGAGGCAGAUCGGCGGUCGAGCAUCCAUCACCUACAAGUUCCCUCCGAAGUUCGUCCUGCGCGCUGGGCAGUCGGUGACGAUCUGGGCAUCGGACUCCGGGGGCUCCCACAACCCCCCCACCGACUUGGUGUGGAAACAGCAGCGGACCUGGGGCACAGGAGACAACAUCAAGACCAGCCUGAUGAACAACAGCAACGAGGAGGUCGCGAUGCGCAAGGUGACUCGCUCGAUGUUAAUCAACGACGAGGACGAGGACGACUUCGAUGGGGAACUGCGGCGGCAUGACGUACAUCAGGCGGCCCACAGCACCAGCGGGAGCGCCGAGGCAGAGUACAACCUCCGCUCCCGCGCCGUGGUGUGCGGUUCCUGCGGCCAGCCGGCCAGCUCGUCCGAGGAGACGUCCCGGAGCGAGCAGCAGACCACCAUCAUCACCGGCCCCACGUCCCGGCAGACGGUGACCAAGUCCUACCGGGCGGUGAGCGGAGGAGGAGGGGGCGGAGGAGGGGGAGCGGCCGAGAGCAUCGUCACCCGCUCCUACGUGAUGGGUCAGCCGUCGAUCGGAGGGCAGGUCCUCCCGGAGCUCUGGGCCGUCCGCCAUUGGUUCCCCGCCGCCGGCGAGACCGACGUCCCGGAGGUCCCGGCCCCGGCCCUGGCCCCGGCCCCCCCACGCGGCCCGGCGGCGGACGGCGGUGGCAGCGGCGGGGGCUCCCAGCGGGGGAGGGCUCGGCCCGGCGACGAGGCCAGCCCCGGACGCAGGGCGGUGAGACCACGCACGUCCCCGCGGCACAACAAGGGCGUCCCGCCCCGGCGUUAUGGCCAGACUGCCCGCCCGCGCACCCGGGCCAGGACUCGCAGAUCGGACUCUGAUGACGAGGAGCCUUUUCAGAAGAAGACAAGUCAGGGUUUGGGACCAGGGACGGGACUCUCCUCUCUCCUGCCGCAGCCGCGGAACCUGACCCUGAAGGAGACCAACCGCGCCCUGCUGCCUCAAUCCUUCACCAAGGCAGCGGGCCGAGCCCCCACCGUCACCACCACCCCCUCGCCCUCUGCCAUCAAGGCGGCCUCGAAGAGCGCCGCCAAGCAGCUGGCCAGGCACAUCAUGAACGAGAAGGCAAGCGACGGCGAGGAGGAGGAGGAGGAGGACGAGGAUGAGGAGGAGGAGGGGGGGGAAGAGGACGCCGGCUUCUUCUCGCUGCCCGACAGGGUGCCGCCGCCCGCCGCCAGGACUGAGCCGUACCCGGGCGGAGCGGCGGAGGAGCCCCCGCUGGCGCCCGAGACCGGCGACGUCCCCGACCCCGCCGACGCCCCCUUGGAGUUCAACAGGAGCGGCGCGCCACUGGGUGACGGCCCCUUCCCGCCCUCCGGCAGCUCCCCGGCAAACCCUGGGCCCGAGUUCGGCGGCCAGUACUUGGACUAUAGCGCACAGGGGACGGAGCAGAGUGAAUAUUACCAGAACUACUACAGUAAUUACUACCAGGGCCCAGAUCCUGCCCUGAAGCCAGCCCCGGAAGAGGAACUGAACACCUUCAUGAACGACGAAGCAUUCAAGAGGCUGCAGGGAAAGAGGAACCGAGGGAAGGAAGAAGUCAGCUUCUUGGAGAUCAAAGGGGAUGACCAGCUGAGCGGAUCGCAGCAGUGGCUCAUGAAGUCCCUGACCGAGGAGAAGGACUUGAAAUCGUUCAGUAAGAAGCGAGGGGAGCAGCCCACGAGCCAGCAGAGGCGCAAGCAUCAGAUCACCUACCUGAUCCACCAGGCCAAGGAGCGGGAGCUGGAGCUGAAGAACGCCUGGUCCGACAACCGACUCACCAAGCGGCAGACCCAGGCCAAGUAUGGCUUCUGAGCCCCUCACCCCUCACCCCGGGGGUCUGCGGUGGGUGGGGGGGGGGGGGGGAACCUGUCGACGGGGGGUGGGGGGCGCGGGGGGUGUGGGACGGGGGUGCGGUGUUGCACGCUGGCUGAUGGACUGGGCUGGGGGCAGCGGGGAGAGCGGGACGGGUGGGUAGCCGCCGUGCGUCCCGGAGCGGGGGCGGGCACCUCUCGAUGGUUUGCCCCCUCCCCUCGAACACGCGCAGCUCACCUCUGCCGUCUCCCCCUCCCCACUCGAGGGACGAGCAGUUGUAAAGUUUUACUUGAUGUGCGUGUGUUUUUUUUUAAAGAAUAGACAUUAACUGUGGGGCAGAGAAGGAGAGAUGUUUUCUACAUCUAGGGGCAGCUACUCUCGGGGGGGCAGGCUGCCUCGGAAACGAUUCUCAGCAUGAUCUGAAGUUGUACAGCCGUAAUAUUUGUAUAAAGAACAUUAGUGGGUAGAACUAAGUGUACUUAAGUGUCAUUACAUGCUUACCAGUGA